This is a messenger RNA of Toxorhynchites rutilus septentrionalis, 6826 nucleotides long. Its product is annotated as octopamine receptor beta-3R-like. Lineage: Eukaryota; Metazoa; Arthropoda; Insecta; Diptera; Culicidae. Gene Ontology annotation, molecular function: octopamine receptor activity. Bases 600 to 4052 code for a protein of 1150 amino acids. Gene Ontology annotation, cellular component: membrane. The record is from RefSeq and is a predicted model, not a curated record. Gene Ontology annotation, biological process: adenylate cyclase-activating adrenergic receptor signaling pathway. The transcript is spliced from 10 exons.
UUUGCGGCGGGUGCUAAUAUUGAUGAUUACUAAAUGAGACAAUGCGCAGACUAAUGCGUUGGCGCGAACGGUGUCGGUGGUGGUGAUUCACUAAGGGUGGCCGCUGGUGCUAAUGCUAAUGAUCAAUGUUCAUUACCACGGGGACUGUCCGGUGGCAAAUGAUGUUACGACCGGACGCGGAAUGUGAUGGUGAGAUAUCGAGAGCUUGGGUCCUAGUGUUUACAUUGUGUCAACAGUGCAAAAUUAUGACCCAUCGUGGGCUGCAGGAAAACGGUGCGCUAUCAAGCUGUCCUGUCAUUAGUGGUGUUAUACUGGCACUUUCCAAUCACAAGGACCAUCAAGUGGAAUCCUUCAUACCGUUAUAGUGGAGACACAGUGUACGACAAACAAGCACGAAAUAUGAUUUGGAAACAACAGAAAACGGCACGGGGGAGUGUAAACGAAAGCAUGAUCAAACGUUAAACAACAUUGUGAAGGGGCUGCAGUUUUUUUUGUGCGAAGUGAAAGUGUCCACAAACAAAGAGAGAAGAGUGUUCCUGAUUGUUUCUUACGAGGGGUGCGCGCAUUCGUGGCGCGACCAUGCCGGUCGGAUUGUAUUGAUGACCCUGGGGAUGAUGCUUGCCGGAGCGGAAAUGAUACAACAGCCGUUGGCGGUAUCCACCGUGGAUACGUUGCUGCAGCUCCAACUGUCCUCCAAUCAAACGAUCGGUGGAAAUUUUAGCAACUAUGCAAACGGGUCCUCGUUCGCAGCUGUCACCACAACGGCUACGGAUUUGGUUACAGUCGGGGGUGGUGGCGAUGCUAGAGGAACCACCGCAAUUACUUCCAGCGGCGAUCGAUUCGUCGAGGUGGGCAUUCUGUGCAUGAAGAGUUUAAUCUUCGGAUCCAUCAUCAUCGGGGCGGUGCUUGGGAAUGCGCUGGUUAUCACAUCGGUGCACAGAAACAGAAAGCUCAGAGUAAUAACAAAUUAUUUCGUGGUGUCGUUGGCGAUGGCGGAUAUCAUGGUGGCGCUCUGCGCCAUGACUUUCAAUGCAUCCGUGGAGCUAUCGGGAAGAUGGCUGUUCGGACCGUUUAUGUGCGACGUUUGGAACAGCUUGGAUGUAUACUUCUCGACAGCCAGUAUACUGCAUCUGUGUUGCAUUUCCGUCGAUAGAUACUUUGCCAUCGUGCGCCCCCUGGAGUAUCCACUGUACAUGACCCAGCGUACCGUUGGUUUGAUGUUGGCAAACGUUUGGAUGCUGCCGGCACUGAUCUCCUUCAUGCCUAUUUUCCUCGGGUGGUACACCACGGCAGAACAUAUGGAAACGCUGAAAGACAACCCGGAGCUCUGCAUAUUCGUAGUGAACAAAUCGUACGCGCUAAUCUCCAGUUCGAUUAGCUUCUGGAUACCGGGCAUCGUGAUGGUCACGAUGUACAACCGGAUAUACAAGGAAGCGGUCCGCCAGCGAAAGGCGCUCAGUCGCACCAGCUCCAACAUUCUGCUCAACAGUGUCCAAAUAAACAACUCCAACACACUGCACGCAAAUUACCACCGAAAUCACCACUUGCGAGCAAGCGAUUGCGACCUCGGGAUGGACAUUAAGGAUAUCCAGCAUGACACGCACAGCGAGCUCAGUGACUUGGACGUGCCAACAAUUGUACCCACCAUUGUGAGCAACGACGAUGAUUUGCUGGUGCCGUCGUCGCCGCCGCGGCGUCUCAGCCGCAGCAGUAUCGAUCUGCGGGACUUGGAGUACAAGAACGAGACGGGCAAGAUCAAGAGUUCGGACAGCGUGAGCUCCAUCUUUCCGCUGAACUACGAGAACAACCUUCGCUACUCGGGCAGCGAGCCAAUUCAACCGAAGGAAACUCAGGAGCGACGUCCCUCGAGGAAGGAGAGCUUCAAACAGAUCAACUUCUUCCAGCCGUUCUUCUCGCGCAACAGUUUGCUGAAAUCUUACAUUAAGGGUGGGAGCAACGCGGGGAGUAAUUUGAACAAUAGCAAUAACCGGGAGGGCGCCAACAAUCGGACCGCUUCGGAGAAGAAGCUUAACAGCAAGAACAAGGACAACCGCUCGAACAACAACAUUAUCGAUUUGAUCAACGUGGCUUCGUCGUUGAAUAAGGACAGCAUGGCGGCGGAGAAGGAAGUGAACACGCACAAGCGACAUCAGAUAGCAGCGAGUGAGUCCGAUUUCCUGACAAUGAUCCAGAAACAGCGCUCGCAGAGAUUGAGUUUGGGGAAGAACAACUCGAGUUUGAAGAAAAGUAGCAAUAAGCAUGGGUCUAAGGAUGAUCAGCUGAUAUACGCGCUCAGCGAUUCGGAUUUCACGAGCGCUCUCCAGGGGAACGAGUCGUUCCUGAAGUGUUUCAAGAACCUGAAGGCAAGCGCGGAUAACAAGGACGAAAUAUUCAAAAUUGUAUUGAAUGGUGAUGGCGGAGCCGUCUCGGGUAAUGUGACAGGUUUGAAUGACACACCAGAUAUAUUGAUUGGUUGUUUAGAUCACGAGCUAAGCGGGACAAGACCACUGAGUCCGACCAGCCCAAAAGAGGUCGUGACCGCUGGGGCAGAAGAACAUGUAUUCAUCAAAAAGUCCAAUCUCAAUGUUGUGAAUAGUAUUACAGCAAACCAAAUUAACACAGUUAGUGAUAGUAAUAUAAGCCAAGGAACGGAUGGUGGCUGCGUAAUCGAUCUGAUUUCGGCGGCCAUUUCUUCAGCCGGAUCACCGCCACAUUCGGCCGGGUUACUCCCGGAAGCAAUUUCUAGAGAAUACGAUCGACUCAAAACUUGUGAUAAAGCUACAAGCACUUUUGAUCGUCUGGAACCGGAUGGCAGAGGCCCCAUGACUAUUCUUAGUGAUGCAUCCACAAUAUCGCUAGACUUGGUGGCGACGAGUUCGAGCACAAAACUUCAAGUUCCUACCGCCGGUGGUGCUCAGCUACCCACGAAGGUUGAAGACAAUGCCAAUCCGGUAGAUCAAGUCGUGGAUACAAGAUUCAUCAGUAAUCCGGACAUCAUCGUGGAGAAUAUCCGAAAUGAAAGCAUUACUAGCAAUCAGCAGCAGUUACAAAAGCAGAAAACGGAGACUACAUCGACAACUGCGGGGAUGCCUCCGUCGAUCACAACGCUGUCUCCGGUGAUCCAUGAUGGCCUCCAGCGUAAACGACAAUCUUCCACCGUCACGUACAACAUCAACGUGAUCAACUUUAGCGAUAAUCCCGACGAAGAUGGUACCUACCAGUUGAACAAUCGUGGCAGUGAAGCUGGCAUGGCGGGCAGUGGUUUGAGAUCCAACAGCUCAACGAAUUCGAGUCAAAAGUACACCCGCCGGGGCGCAAUUUGCAUCAUAAUCAACAACGACAACGUGGUCCAUGCCAACGACACGGAUACCGAUUUCGACGAUCAUGAAGAUGUCGUGGGUACUGGCCAUUCGGCAGCCUCGAAGAUGGGUCCCCAAAUUGGCUCACCACUAUCUGCUGGUGGGCACUGCUGCGCUCAAGGGCAUCACGACGAUGGCUUGGAUGCGGCCAACUGUCGGCACAACAAAUUCCGCAAGAUCAAAUGCCUGUGGAAUCAUUUCAAGAGAUACGGUUUGCGGCGACGGAUUUCCCAGAGGCGUCGUAACGAACCGUGCGAUGGUGGUGCUCAAAAUAGCGGAAACGAAGGGAACUGCAUGACUAGGCUUACGGUCCCAACAAGUGCCGGAAGUCGCUUAGGUAGUUUUGGCUGUGGGGAAGGUGCCACAUCGACCAGGCCAGCGAAGGGAUGGAGAGCGGAACACAAAGCGGCGAGGACACUCGGUAUCAUCAUGGGAGUCUUCCUGCUCUGCUGGUUGCCCUUCUUCCUAUGGUACGUCAUCACGACGCUCUGCGGCGAGGAGGCCUGCCCCUGUCCGGAUGUAAUUAUCACGGUACUCUUCUGGAUCGGUUACUUCAACUCGACGCUGAAUCCGCUUAUCUACGCCUACUUUAACCGGGACUUCCGGGAAGCGUUCCGGAACACGCUGCAAUCGCUACUGCCCUGCUUCAACAAGAAGAGCCCCUACGGCGGCCAAAGUGUUUACUAUGUGUAGUAUUGAGUGCAUUGCUAGGUUUUCAAUUGAUUGUUUCUGUUUUCUACACUACAUUUUGCGUUCCGGUUUUUGUGUCUCGUAUUGGAGAUUUAUACGUAGGUGUGUGUGUGUAUGUGAAGCUGUGUGAAAGAUAAAAAUUGCUGACCAGAGAACAAAAGACUCGAAGGGUUUAGUGGGAAAAAUGGUAUGAAAAAACAUGAUACACAAUGCUUUAGAGAAGCGUACGAUGAAAGAACGGGAGCAACAUUUUGGGCCCACGUUUGGUUCCAUUUCAGCCUAUCCUGAAUAUCCUUCCAUUCCAUGUCCUAUCGCACGUAAUCCCCAGCUUUCAACGCUUGUUUCUUCUCUAUUCAUUUUGCAUGUUUGCGUUGAUGGAAACUUUUUCUUUGUCUCUAUUGGGGGGGAUUUUUUUCGGCAACUCUGGGCGGUCGUUCAGAGAAAUCGGUUCAAGAUUUUUUUUUCUGCUGCUACUAAUUCACAAAAGUUUUUGUCCUAUUCGCAUUGCUGACGAGAUUUAAUCGGAUUUGUUCCAUUUUAAAACAAGCGAAACGCAGAUUUACUUUCGGUUGAUUACUCCACGUUUAAGGGCAUCUUUUUCGGUGUUGUUGUUGUUGAAACAGACCAAACGAAGGAUGGGAUUCUACGUUUAUUCUCCCUCCAUUCGAUAGUCCAAUCCAUCAGCCGCCACCCAUGUGAAAUACGAUUAAUCUUUCGAUGUGUGCGUUCUUGGUUGGAAAAGUGCUUCGCCAUAAUGGAUUCGUUGGACACGCAUCAAAUGUUUGUUUUGUUCCGAAGUUAUAGACAUCCAAUUGUAGCAUCUUCAUCGUCGCUCGAUGGCGUAAUCGUUGCCACUGAAUGAAAAUAGAAAAUAUCCCAUAGAGUAUAUUUGUGACAAAACCGUUCCUCACACAGGGACUCCCUGACUCGUGAAAAUUCCAGGGGUGGUCUAGGUAUCACGUUUUUGGCGUUCAUCGCAGUUUUGAAAUUUUUUUUUUAUAUACCUACAUAUCCCAGCUCAUGGCUCCACUUUCUGAACGUAAUCUUAUGAUACACCAACCUUUUUGGCAUCAUCUAAACGUUCGCUCUGCCCGUUUUUCUCCGGGUUUGUGGUUUAACGCCAGUCGACAUUUGUUAGUUUAUUGAAUCCGUUAUAUGCAAAUUUUUGACGUAGGAUUACGAUUACGAUUACGUCUUCCGGGAACAUAUUGGGGGUACUAAUUGAAAAACGUAAAUCGAUCGCAUCGUGAAAAUUGCCCAAUUUCAAACGCACUUCACUCAGUUAUUUAAUGAUGGAUUGAUGAAAUUUUAUCGUCAAUCAAUUUGGGCACUCUAUAACAACUUAUUACAUUGAAAAAAAGAAUAUAUACCAUGCAACAAACUAUCGAACAAUUGAAAAAUCUCGACCAUUACUCAGACGGAAAUUACGCGUCCAGAUUGGUCGAAAUCGAAGAUACAAGCUUCCGCUUGUACUCACAGUUAUCGCCCAGUUAUUGCCCGAAGGAUUCACGUGAUUGUUGCAUCAAUCGAUUUGGGCACGAACAAUAUAUUUUAUGAAACUAACUAUCAAAAAUCUCAGGCAUUAUCACGAUGGAAAUUCCGCGUUAUGAUCGGUCGGCUCGCAAAAGCAAUUAUUUCUCUCGCAUCCAGUGCAUCUGCAUCCCGUAGGAAUAAAAAUACAAGGCUGUGCAAUGAAAUAUGAGUUUGAUGUUUAAUUUUCUGCCUAUGGAGCAAUUACACGCCAAGUCAACCGAUAAACGGCUGAUUUUGACGCGACUCUCUCCGAUUUUUUUUAAACCUUCUAAUAAAGAGAGCAACAAACGAGAGAACAAAGAGAGAACACACCGAAUGACGAUUGGGACUAGCAAAUCAUUCUCAUUGUACAGGUUUCGGUGAAUCGAGCUUUAAAUAAUCAAAAACGACGCCGGCCACACCCUUAAAGUCACCAGGGGACGGGAAGUUAGUCUGAUAUUCGCCACCCGCCACCAUGGAUAACAGCUAUUUCAACCAUCUGAACAAUUUUAAUUAUGACUGAUUUUUUAGAAAGCCGUAUGCAGAGUCAUUUUCUAUUUAAAAAGAACACUAAUUUAUAAUCCAUUCAUUCGGAUAAUUGACAACAGCUCCAAAACAAAAAUUCUGUGUAGCAAACUGUAAAAAAACUAAAUUGCAUUCAACCAUAUGGCAUCGUAAGAUAGUGUGUUUGUAACACGUGAGCGAUAAAAUGAUAGAUUUGAUCCGACACAGUCGAUUAGUGAGAGCCCAAACUUCAAAUUAAAAUAUCUCAAAAUAAUGUUUUGGCGCAUGGUUUGGGUUUUGGCGGCUGUUCGCGCGCAACCGUUAUGACUUUCGGAUUCUUCACAGACAAAACAGAUAUUUAAAUUUGAACACAGAACUUAACGCGGAAACAUAUAUUUUACCGAUUUCCGAUCGUAUCUUUCUGUCUAUUAUUCUGUUCUCUGUCCUAUCCUGUUCACAAUCAGCUGUUCUAUCACAUAAGAAUAGAGCGAUCAAAGCAAUAUCUGGAAAAGCUCUAUUCUCCCAAGAGAAAUGAUCCCUCUUUGUAUGUUGUGUGAAACAGACCAAGCGUUGUUGUGUUAGUAAAGAAACACACAAUAUCGCUGGGACGUUGUGGACUACGUUUGGGAUGUUCAAAUCAAUCCGGCACGAACAGCGACCAUAUGAUGAAAAUAUCGUUUGAUUUGUUGAUUUGUGUGAUUUCAAUAGCUGGUUUUCAAAGCAAUUUUCAAGCUAUUGCAACAAGUUUUUGCAUCAAUAAG